This is a messenger RNA of Anoplophora glabripennis (Asian longhorned beetle), 1224 nucleotides long. RefSeq names its product protein Simiate. Gene Ontology annotation, cellular component: dendrite; filopodium tip; lamellipodium. Gene Ontology annotation, biological process: dendrite morphogenesis; regulation of actin filament polymerization; regulation of filopodium assembly. The transcript has a single exon. Gene Ontology annotation, molecular function: actin filament binding; actin monomer binding. NCBI's taxonomy places the organism in Eukaryota, Metazoa, Arthropoda, Insecta, Coleoptera, Cerambycidae. The record is from RefSeq and is a predicted model, not a curated record. The coding region runs from base 96 to 926 and encodes 276 amino acids.
AUAACCUAGAAUUUGACCAUGAGCAUGAGGUGCAUUAAAAUUAUAUUUUAAAGUUUUGAUGAAAGUAUUAUGCAUUAUAUGAAGAGAAUAUAAAUAUGGAAGUCGAACCAUCAUGUAGCUCUAUCCAAAUUAAAAGUGAUAAUAUUAUUAAAUGUAGUGUUCCAAAAGAAAUUAAAAGUGAGGAUGACAAUGCUACUGAAGAAGUUAGUAUACCUGAGUAUAAGGCUAGUCAAAACCAUAAAAACGAUUUUAAUAUACCAGGCAUGCCCGAAGAAUAUAAAGAAACUUACGAAGCUUAUAUCAAUAAGGUUACAGCCUUAACAUCUGUUCCUAUAAUCGAAUCUAUAACUCCUGAACAUCUUAAGAACUUUAAACAUUUUAACCUGAGGUAUUAUGAAGAUAAAUACUGCAUCAAUUUCGCUGUAUCAGAAGCAGGUUACAAUGACGUACUUAUCCGAAUUCAUUCCAAUAAACUGUUCUUGAUAUCGUUAGCUAGCGGUAAUGACAUUAUUAGAUGUGGUAAAGAUAUUACUGGAACCAAUUUUAUGAUACACAAUAAUGACAGAUCGGAAAUCAAAUUGGGAGGCAAAAGGAAAAAAGGCGCAAAAGUUAUAGAGCCCCACACAAUUCUUUGUCAAGUUAAGUGUGAAGGAAUGCCUAAAAUGUUUAAUAUUAGAGCUGGUGUACCUGGUAGGAUCAUUGAAAUUAAUGAACAUGUGAAAAAAGAUCCAAAUCUACUGAGAAAAGAUCCCAAGGGAUACGGCUAUUUGGCUGUAGUAGCGCCCAAGGGUCAUCCCUCGGAUUACGAAAAAGUAAUGAACAAUUUAAAAUUGUUAUCUGAAGAAGAAUAUGUUAAAUAUCUGACAGAAAGGACACCAAAAUUUUCUGAACUGUCUGAACAAAUUAUUUUAAAGUAUAAUGAGUGAUGUUUACUUCCUUAAGUUUACAAUAAUGGUGUAAUGGUGUAUAAAAAUCCCUGCCAGACUAUCAAAUUUCUAUUAAAUUUGUUUAAUUAAAAUAGUUGGAAGAUGUUAUUUUGAGGUCACGACAAGUUUGAUAAAACUGUCAAGCUUAGCAAACUCUUUUUAUUAAUGGUUCUCUAUUUUCCAAUUAAACGAAAGAUGAUAACAUUUAUUUACCAAUUUAGUAGAUUGACCAAAUCAGUUUGAUCAAAACAUGAUAUAGACGAACGGUCCACCCCUAAAAAGAUGCUUAGAAAAUCAA